AUGACAUCCCUAAAUAUUGAGAAGGACGAAGAUGAAGAAAAAGAUCACACUGCCACCACUAAAGGUAAGGACCUUGUUCCAUCUUUUCCACCAACUUCUGUAACUGUACAAGACAUUGACAUUGAUCAUCUAAUCGAUAAGCUCAUGGAAACUGAUAAGGAAGGGGAAGAAAUGGACCCCAAAAAUGGGAAAUGGCGGUAUAAAGAUGAAAUGCAGUCUAGCACGAAAGAACAAGAUGAAGAUGAAGAUAACGCUAGAGGUGAAGAUGGAGAUGAAGAUAAUGUUGGAGGUAAAGACGGAGAUGAAGAUAAUGAUAAUGAUGAUGAUGAUGAUGAUGAUGAUGAUGAUGAUGGGGACAAUGAAGAUGACGAUGAUGAGACAGAACCCCAACCAUGA
This is a messenger RNA of Gossypium raimondii (Peruvian cotton), 396 nucleotides long. RefSeq names its product phosphopantothenoylcysteine decarboxylase subunit VHS3-like. The record is from RefSeq and is a predicted model, not a curated record. The transcript has 2 exons. Lineage: Eukaryota; Viridiplantae; Streptophyta; Magnoliopsida; Malvales; Malvaceae. The coding region runs from base 1 to 396 and encodes 131 amino acids.